Oenanthe melanoleuca is the source of this 2203-nucleotide messenger RNA. It is a transcript of the gene UNG, whose product is annotated as uracil DNA glycosylase. Gene Ontology annotation, biological process: base-excision repair; base-excision repair, AP site formation via deaminated base removal. Gene Ontology annotation, cellular component: mitochondrion; nucleus. Gene Ontology annotation, molecular function: uracil DNA N-glycosylase activity. The transcript has 7 exons. NCBI's taxonomy places the organism in Eukaryota, Metazoa, Chordata, Aves, Passeriformes, Muscicapidae. Bases 8 to 1069 code for a protein of 353 amino acids. The record is from RefSeq and is a predicted model, not a curated record.
GCCGGGGAUGGCGGCGCAUCAGGCCCCGCCCCCUCAUGAGAUGGCCCCGCCCCCAGCGCACGCGCGCGGUUUUGGCGCCAAAUCCGAGUCCCGCCCUUCACCCCCCGCCCGUCCCGCGCCGCCGCCGCCGCCCCUCACUCACCGCCGGCCGCCCUCGCUGCUGCCCCGCUCCGCCGCAGCCAUGAUCGGGCAGAAGACGCUGCACUCCUUCUUCAGCCCCGCGCCGGCCAAGAAGCGCGGCCGCUCCCCGGAGCCGGGCGGCGAUUCUGAGGUGAGCGCCGCCAAGAAGGCGAAGGAAGGCGGCGAUGAGGCGAGCCAGGCGCUGAGCGCGGAGCAGCAGGAGCGCAUCCGCAAGAACAAGGAGGCGGCGCGGCAGCUGCUGGCCCAGCGGAACGUUCCCCCGGGCUUCGGCGAGAGCUGGCGGCGGCAGCUGGCCGGGGAGUUCUCCAAGCCCUACUUCGUGGAGCUGAUGGCGUUCGUGGCCGAGGAGAGGAAGCGGCACACGGUGUAUCCGCCCCCCGAGCAGGUCUUCACCUGGACACAGAUGUGCGACAUCUGGGAUGUAAAGGUUGUCAUUUUGGGACAAGAUCCAUACCAUGGACCUAAGCAAGCUCAUGGGCUCUGUUUCAGUGUCCAGAAGCCUGUUCCACCUCCCCCCAGCUUGGAAAAUAUUUACAAGGAGCUCUCUGAGGACAUUGAGGGCUUCACCCAUCCUGGCCAUGGGGACCUGACAGGCUGGGCCAAGCAAGGAGUGCUCCUGCUCAACGCCGUGCUCACGGUUCGCGCUCACCAGGCCACGUCCCACAAGGAGAGGGGCUGGGAGCAGUUCACAGAUGUUGUGGUGUCCUGGCUCAACAAGAACCUGCAGGGCCUUGUCUUCAUGCUCUGGGGAGCCUAUGCCCAGAGGAAAGGCAGCUCCAUCGACAGGAAGCGCCACCACGUCCUGCAGACGGUUCAUCCCUCACCCCUCUCUGCCAACAGAGGGUUUUUUGGCUGCAGGCACUUCUCCAAGACAAAUGAAUUCCUCAAGAAAUCUGGGAAGAAGCCCAUCGACUGGAAAGCACUCUGAGCUGGGGCUGAGGCUUGGGAGCAGCCCCUGGCUCAGGGGUUGGGGCAUUUCUGAGAAACUCCUGCUGACCUGAGAAUUGUUCUUUGGGUGUUGAUCAGUGAACAAAUGACCAAACUUUCAGAGAUGGUUGUAUUUUUGUUUUAAAUGUUUCUUUUUCAAGAGCAUGUUGGAGUGUUUGAUAGACAGCUCUGCUGCUGGAACAGAUCUUAGCCUGGUUUGAAGCAAAAAAAAAAAAAAAAAAAGACCCCAAACACCAGAGUUCUGUAUUAAUUUGUGUUCACUGCGACAAUGGGAAUUUCUUUUCAGAUUCUGGUGAAGGGAUGUUAAUUCUUCCUGAGCUGCUCAGCUUUUUUACAUGCCCUGCUGCCUCCUUCCCACACAAAUCUAGUUUUCCUAUUUAGGGGGGAUGGAGCUGACUCCAUGGGAGGAAAAGGCUUUUGUUUUUAGCUUUUUGCUACAGAUUUAUUACAGAAAUCUCGAGGCUGUAAAGAAAAUACACGGUCAGGAGUAUUGCUUGGUGUAUCCAUGAUCUCAAGAUUUUGGGAUAAAUCCCCCCAGUAGCCACAGGGGGGCUGUGACCAAGAUUCUUUGAAUGUUUUGUUGGCAUUUAGACAGGAAAAUCAAAAGGUUUUAAGUUCUUCCUAGGUGUGUAAUCACCUGGAUGACAGGUGAGCUGUGCUGACCAAGGACCUGGGGGUAUUUGCUGAUGGCAGCAGCGAACAUUUGUUAAUUGAUAUCUUCCAAUUACAGAUCUUUUUAAGAUCUUAAAAGAGGCAACUUUGUGCUUUGCCACCAUGGUAGCAAAUUAAAGUUUCCACCUCCUUUGCAAUAAUUAUUAUGACUUCCAGGAGGAAGAGGUGUUGACUUCAUACUCCCGGGUUUCCAGCUCAACUUUGUAAUUCCUUUAAUGGAAGUGAACAGCCCUUUUUUUUUUUUUUUUUUUUUUUUUUUGGAAUUACAACAGUUUUUAUAGAAUAUCCUUGUAACCCUUCCUCUGGUGUUCUCUCUGAGGUAACACUAUCACCAGUGGUUUACACUGUCUGUGCCUUGCUGUAUAUGCUGUUUGCUUGUUUGUUUUUUUUUUCCCCCCCCCCAGAGUGUUUUUUAAAAAUAAAAAUUACUUUGUUUACAUGA